AUGGUGUUCGUCAAGUGGAAAUACAACGCGGCCACCACCCUCGCAACCCUCGAGGUGACCCUGACCACCUCGCCGACACUCUCGCUCAGCGACCCUAACGCCACUCUGGACGUGACGCUGACAGCCCGCAUCGCAGAGGCAGCACCGGACCACCAAGGCGAGCCCGUCACCUUCGCCGUCCACCGCUCGGCCUUUGAAGUCUUUGGCGACGAUGAAGGAGGCGUCGACAUGUUUGCCCGCGGCGCAUUCGGCACCAUCUGCGGCGUGGACGGGGAAGGCCAGGCCACCGGCAGGAAGAUAUCUCUGGGCUUCUUCCGCGUCAACGAGAUAAUGAGGAGCGACGCGGCCGACCUGAGGGAGCGCGGGCUCACGUUCCUGACCGUGCCGGGGGACGGGACGGAGGCGCGCGCCACGCACCGUCUCGGAUGGGAGCGCAUCUUCCGGCACGAGGAGACGUUGUCCAAGGCUGAUCUCCGGCCGGGCGAACGGUUCAAGAUGGGUGUGAACGACGGCUACCUCGGGACGUCGUGGUGGUGCUUUGGAGACCUGGAGGGAGAUCUGGCGGGGAAGCGGUUCCACCAGUGGACGACGGACACUUUUGGGGAGGAGAAGCCAGACGACGAGUUCGUUCGCGAGGGCAACUGGGUGCUGGGCAGGGAUCCCAAGUUUCUCCACUGGACAGUUCACAAGGACGACGAGAGGUGUAGUAUCUUCCAGAUAGUAGAGUAA
Molecule: messenger RNA, 729 nt
Organism: Thyridium curvatum
Lineage: Eukaryota; Fungi; Ascomycota; Sordariomycetes; Thyridiales; Thyridiaceae
Exons: 1
Coding region: 1-729 (242 amino acids)
Source: RefSeq, a predicted model, not a curated record